ACCCAUAGUUCAUCAUGAGCUACAAAGGUUCUGACAGCCACCUGCGCCGCCCGCAUUCCUCAGCAACCCUUGCGUAACGCUUGAGGAACGUUGCACCUCGUCAAGCAAGCAACCGCGCUGACCGCUAGGCGUUCCCCGUUCGAAAGCUUGGAUCACCUGGGGACCACUACUCUCUUCGUGCCCAUCUCUUUUGCCGUGCAGACAAAGAGUCUGCUCGUGACAAUGGAACAGAAGCCCUUGAGCUUUCACGUACCAAGCACCACAUGUCGCGACACGAGGCAGAGACAAGAGACAGAAUGGGAUCCCGUCAGCGAGCAGAGGCUUCUGCGCAAGAUGGAUUGGCAUCUCAUGCCUGUCCUGACUCUCCUCUAUCUGUUUUGCUUUCUGGAUCGAGGGAACAUCGGCAAUGCCAGGAUUGAGGGUAUGGAGGAGGACCUCCAUCUAGUGGGUUCACAGUACAACUGGGCUCUCACGGUGUUCUUCUUCACGUAUACGGUCUUUGAGCUUCCGUCCAAUCUGAUCUUGAAGAAGAUCCGCCCAUCCAUAUGGAUACCUACAAUUAUGGUAGCUUGGGGAGUUGUCAUGACUUUGACGGGCGUCGUCACAAGCUAUUAUGGGCUUCUUAUCGCACGGCUUUUUCUCGGGAUCACUGAAGCCGGUCUCUACCCUGGAGUAGCCUACUACAUCACCAUGUGGUAUUCCCGUCACGAGGCACAGCUGCGCCAAGCGAUAUUCUUCAGCGCCGCAAGUUUUGCAGGUGCUUUUUCAGGGAUUCUAGCUUUUGCGAUCGGAAAAAUGGAUGGCGUCGGAGGCUACUCUGGCUGGCGCUGGAUCUUCAUCAUUGAGGGUAUUGCUACGGUCGUCGUUGCGGUUGGGGCCUAUUUCCUUCUGUACGACUACCCAGACACCGCCUCAUUCCUUACAAACGAGGAGAGAGCCUGGAUCUUGUAUCGCCUGCAGUUGCAGUGGUCCGACAACGGAAACGUCGUGCCAGAUACCAUUGAGUUCAGGUGGAAGUAUGUCUGGGAUGCUGUGUGCGAUUGGCAGGUCUAUCUGGGGAUUCUUAUUUACCUCGCCAUGGUGUGUCCGUUGUACGGCAUUUCCUUCUUCCUCCCUACGAUCAUCAAGGACCUCGGUUUCACAUCCUCAGUGGCCCAGUUAUUGACUGUCCCUCCCUACGUGGCUGCCGCAGUCGCCGCUAUCGUGUCCGCUUGGUUUUCCGACCGCAUGGGUCAGCGCUCCCCGCUGCUUCUGUUCCAUCUCUGCUGCAUCGUCUGUGGAUUUCUAGUUUGCCUAGCGGGAUCUUUGACAUGGGUUCCGGGAGUGAUCUACUUCGGAGUCUUCCUUGCAGUUCUCGGAAUCUACCCUGCUAUUCCAAACCUUGUUACCUGGCUCAGUACCAAUCUCGCCGCCAGUCACAAACGCGCUGCCGGAAUGGCCAUGUAUAUUGGCAUUGGCAACUUCGCAGGAGCGAUGGCGUCGCACUUUUAUCGCACACAAGACGCCCCUCGAUAUAUCCUCGGCCACUCCCUUGAGUUGGGAUUCGCUCUGAUGGGCGUGAUCUGCGUGAUCGGGAUGAGGGUGGCCUAUCAGCGGAUCAAUGCUCGACGAGUGGAUAAGUUGGUCGCGCUGCGACCGGAGUAUACGAUUGACGAGUUGAGAGCCAUGGGAGAUAAAUCGCCGACCUUUCGGUACAUGUUUUAGUUUACCUCGAGGUACUUGCGUGAUGGUCAUGACAUUAAUCCCGGUGGGACUUCGUUAUCGAUUUACCUGUACAAGGAUCUUCCUCGUAGUACUUAGCGACCCCAAUCUUAUCCCGAUCGAACCUGUCCUCAUAUAAACAUCACGUGAUGCUUCCGCCGGAUCAUCCAAGCAUGCGGCUCUCC
Molecule: messenger RNA, 1886 nt
Organism: Aspergillus brunneoviolaceus CBS 621.78
Lineage: Eukaryota; Fungi; Ascomycota; Eurotiomycetes; Eurotiales; Aspergillaceae
Product: MFS general substrate transporter
Exons: 10
Coding region: 223-1704 (493 amino acids)
Biological process (GO): transmembrane transport
Cellular component (GO): membrane
Molecular function (GO): transmembrane transporter activity
Source: RefSeq, a predicted model, not a curated record